CUGACAUGGGCCACUAUGAGACCAAGAGACAACACAGUUGCAGUUCUGGAGGAAAGCAUGGAACUGACAAAAAGGUUCAGCUUUAAUCCCAAACUGGGAAUUGACAAUCCAGCCAUGACUGCAGAUGAUACAGAGCCGGCAUCAGAUCUCUCACUGCGUGUUUGUGUGUUGAAGAGGGUGAACGGAGAGACCUUUGGCUUCCAAUUGAAAGUGGAAAAAGGAAAACAGGGUCACAUUAUCAGACAGUUAGAGUCACAGGGUGUGGGAAAGAGGAGCGGGCUCAAGGAUGGGGACCGUCUGCUUGAAGUCAAUGAGAUGUUUGUAGACAACUUGGGACACAAAGAGGUGAUUCUUCAUGACCUACAGUGGUCACAUAUAGCAAGUUUUGCAACACACUUGUUCUGUUAUCAUGUGUCCAAGGGUCGUGAUCUAAAGGAACUGGCUAUAGUCAACCGUGGGGAAGGAUGGAGACCUCCUCGUCUCUGUCACAUCACAAGGGGUGCUGCAUCUGGCCUGGGCCUCAACAUACUCCCCAUAGAGGGUGAGAAAGGCAAAUUCAUGAUGAGUCCAGUAAAAGGUGGUGCUGCAGAAAAGGCAGGGGUAAAAAAGGGUGAGCGGCUGGUUUGGAUCAAUGGUGCCAUGGCCUCUGAACUCACACAUUCUGCCAUCAGCAAAAUGGUGAAAAAGAGCAAGGAUCAUGUGACAGUGCUGGUGAUUGACAGUGAGAGUGAAAAAAGUUAUGCUCGCAGAAAAAUGCCCAUUCUGCCAGCCAUGGCUGAUGCUGAGAGCAUGCCUUACCGGCCCCGCAGACUGCAUCUGGUUUUGGGGCCUGAGGGGUAUGGCAUCCUUCUUAAACAGGAGAUAAAUAAGGCUGGAUACAGUGCCCACAGGCUGGGCGAGGUGGAUAAAGGGAGCCCUGCUGAACUGGGAGGUGUUAAAGAAGGUGAGCUGCUCCUAGAAGUGAAUGGGGAGCCUACAGACUCACUAAGUCAUGAGGACGUUGUCAGCAAAAUCAAACAGAGUGGACACCAGGUCACUCUCACAACCAUGCCCCCUCAGGGUAAAGAGUUCUACACUAAGUUGGGCCUCUCUCCGUUGCUAUUCUGUUUGGAUGUUCCACCCCAUAGACCUGAAGAGAAAACGGAGAGCCCAUUGACUCCCCCUGUUGAGCCCCAGAAGGAUGUGCAGAUCAAUCCUGACAUUAGACUCUGUGAGCUGCAGAGGGGUUCACUGGGCUUUGGCUUCAAUUUGGGCUGCAUCCAACAGAAACCUGGCACAUUUAUCAGCCAGGUGACAGCAGGAGGCCCAGGAGGGAGUUCUGGUCUCCUGCAAGGUGAUGUGGUGGUGGAGGUGAAUGGACAGAAUAUGGAGAAUGAGUCUGUGGAGGAUGUGAUCUUACAAGUGAAGCGAGGAGGAAGAUCUCUUUCCUUAUUAGUAGUCGAUCGGAGAGGUUAUGAGUGGCUUAAGACAAAUGGGAAGCCAAUCACAGCAAACAAUGUAGCAACAACCCCUGUGGUGGAGAAAAAUGCCUUCAGUGCUGCUGAACCACCAACAGAUGACUGAUGAUGUCUGAUGACAAGGCUUAAUCCACCUGCAUAUACACUGUAUGGGUCAGCUAAAAACUGCCCUGAUAAAGUCAUUGAUUUUGGCUUUUUGAGAAUUAUGAAAUAAGAGUUUUGUUAGUUGGAACAAGACAACAUCUACACCAAUUUGACUUGAAACUCUGGUAUACAUCUGUAUAAAAUUGUCUAGCUCUCGGGCAUUAUUCCUUUGACAUAUUUAAUGCAUAAUUAAUGCUGUAAAGAAGAAGUUUGAACUGAUGUGUUAUGAAGUUGUUUCUGGAAAUAGAUAAGUCCAGGUGCAUGGGCAAUAUAACAUUAUCAAUUUAUAUCUGAAUCCUUAAUCACUAAAAAUUGUUAUAAUAUUACAAAAUGUUUGCUGACAGUUCUGUUUUUUUCAUGUUUCAUCAUAGGUUUUGCCAUAUUGUGUCUUAUUGAAUUGCCAUUUGUGCUUUCAUUUUGAUUCCAUAUGAAAUGUCUUUUUAAAAUGAGGGUCAAAUAUUUUUAAAUAAAUGAAAUAAUAAAUAUCAACGUAUUUAAAAGUUUUUUUGUCUGAUAAUAUA
Molecule: messenger RNA, 2122 nt
Organism: Misgurnus anguillicaudatus (oriental weatherfish)
Lineage: Eukaryota; Metazoa; Chordata; Actinopteri; Cypriniformes; Cobitidae
Source: RefSeq, a predicted model, not a curated record